CAGGUGUUUGCCUCUCCGCCACGUGACAAGUGAGGUCAGUGCAGCGACGCCCAAAUUCCCAAACAGUCCUCGCGCGUCCUCGGUCGCACCGUCCGUGACGUCGUUGGUCACCGCUGUAAACGCAGAGCUGUUAUUGGCCUGUUGUUGUGGUGGCGGGAUAGGAACCGCGGGGGUCCGCAGCCGGCGCGAAGCCACUGCGCCAGUCGCCAGCUGUUGCCGGAGGGCUGCGUGUUGCAUUGUCGUAGCCAGGGUUGCUGGUACUGCGCUAGUGCGCCGGUGUUUACAAAGUGUUUAGUGACUGGGGAGACUGCGAAGGUUAUCGCGAUAGAUAGCAUCGAAACCUCUUCAGGAUGUCUAAAGGUUAUCUGUUCCUGGCCCAGAAUUGCUUUACGGGAAAACAAGGCGGGCGAUCAUAUUCCUUGUAUCGACACGUGAGCUUGGUAGUGAAGACUGAAAAAGAUUUAUGUAAAAUCAAACCUUCGGUUGGAAAGUUAUGCCUAGCGAACGGAGGAGUUAAAAGUUUCUCGACGAGUGGAGGCAGCCGAAAUAUGCGUUUCGUGCAAUUCACAAAAAACAGCGGCCCUCGUCGUUUGGGCGUGCAGUUGUCACAAGAAGGAGAUAUAAUUGAUGUGAGUGGUGUGGACCAUUCCGUACCCAAUGAUUUGGUUCAAUUUUUGAGGGAGGGCAACGGUCUUCUGGAAAAAGCUAAGAGGAUUGUUGCAGAGGGCAAAUCGGUGGUCACUUAUUCCAGUGUUAAAUUGCUGCCGCCUGUGAUAUCGCCUGAUAAAGUUGUGUGUGUUGGUUUAAAUUAUAAGGGUCAUUGUGAAGAACAGAACCUUGCUUACCCAAAGGAACCGAUGUUCUUUUCCAAAUUCAGCAGCUGUAUUGUCGGACCCCACGAUAAAGUUCUUUAUCCUUCCAUCACAAACGAAUUGGAUUGGGAAGUCGAGCUCGCUGUGGUUAUAGGUAAGGUUGGUAAAGAUAUUCGCCCUGAUCGAGCUAUGGAUCAUGUAUUUGGGUAUACUGUGGCUCAGGAUUUGAGUGCUCGUGAUUGGCAAAAGAAACGGAACAAUGGCCAAUUUCUCUUGGGCAAAGCAAUGGAUAAUUUUUGUCCAUUGGGUCCAGCUGUUGUCACCAAAGAAGUUCUGCCUGAUCCCCAUUCUCUUGGUAUUCGUAGCAAAGUGAAUGGUAAAUUGAAACAAGAUGGCAACACAGGAGAGCUGAUCCACAGAAUAGACCACAUUGUCUCCUAUCUCUCCCAUGUAAUUACGCUUUUACCUGGAGAUGUGAUUCUUACUGGGACACCUGCUGGAGUAGGAAUGCAUAGAAAUCCACCUGAAUACUUGAAGCCUGGAGAUGUUCUUGAGAGUGAAAUUGAUGGAAUUGGCAAGUUGAGAAAUGAAAUUGUUGCAUCUGUUAGCUGAAGAACUGUGUGAGCUCUUAGCUUCACAGGAUGAUAGUGCUAACUUGAAUUACAAGGACUGAUAACAUCAUGAUCUUGUUUCAAGGAGCACGGAUUCAAAUGCUUGUCAAAAAUAUUAGUCUUAAAUGUGCAAAUUGAGUGCUUGUCUGAGGCAGUGUUUGCUCUGUGGCUUUAUGGCCCUAAUGUUCUUAUUGAGCAAAUCUCAAAGCAAAAAAGUGCAAUGAUCUGUAAAUCAAUUUUUGUUGUUUUUAUUUUUAUUUUUAUGAACUCUACUGCUUUUGGAAUGAACCUAUAAAUGGUUCACUUUAACACAUGACUUAGAUGGCACUAAAACCUUUAUUUUGUGUAUAUUUUGAAAUAUCUGGAGCUAGUAGCAAAUGACACAUGCAGCUGUAAAGUUUGCAGAAGAAAAUUAGAGAUUAAUAUUGCUGAUAAGUCUAUUUUAAAAUGCAAUACUUUGUGUUUUGGCACUGGCAAAAAGUACUUACAUUGUAGGUGAUUUUAAGAAUUAGAAUAGGAUUCUGAUAACUAUAUUUUGAAAGUAAUAUUUGCUAGGUACAACUCUUCAGAGUGCAGCAUCUAUCCCUUUUGAAUUGGGUAUAGAAUGAAUUAUUUAACUAUUGCUGCAUGCUGUGAGCAUAUUAAAAUUGGUUAUUAAAAUAACCAUUAGCCAUUUUACAAAAAAGUAAGUGUUGUAAUAAAAGUGAUGUCUGACAUAAAAUAAUUUGAAUGUUGUUAUGAAAAUUUGUUUUUCAAUACAUAGGACUGAAUUCUUUUGCUGUUGAAUUUUGUAUUUAUUUAAAUUUUGUCUUUCUGAAAGACAAGAAACCAUAUUUUGAGGGAAACCUUCCAUAAUAUUUAAUUACAACAAUUCUCUUUAUAGUUUUAGAAUUGUGAAGAGCUAUUACUAAAAAAAUCCAUUUCCCAUCAUUCUUUGAAACUAUUUACUAUUUAAUUUGGUCUUCUGUUCUAGUAAAUGAAACAAAUAGAAAAUUGAGGAAUGUUAACAUUGAACUUCAAUUUGGAUAAACUAUUACUAUAUUUCUAAGAGGUUUUCUUUUAUUUGGAUGUAUUUUUUGUGUUCGGCAAGGAAAGCCCAUUUGAGAAUAAAUGAUGCAGAUUCAUUUUUGUUAAAACUAAUAAAUAUGCUAAAUUUGCCAGUUUUAAAAGAAACAUAAUUUUGAUAACUUGUAAUGUAAUAUUUCAUAAUUAAAUGGUUAAAUUGCAUUUUGAGUUCCUAUUGUAUUUAAAAUUCUGAAGAUUUUCAUUUAGAAAAGCAAUCUAAAAACACUUCAUAACCUAGAAAACCGUAAAUGUACUUUGAUUUUAUGUUGGCAAGUGUACAAUGUUUGUAUUUUCCUUGUACAUAAUUAUUUUAAAUAAUUAUUAAGACUAGAUUUACUUCUUUCAAGAGUUAUUAUAUGUUCCUCUAAUUUGAUUUUCAUAUUUUUAUUAAUAUAAAAUGUGUAUCAAAUUGUGUUAUUUUGACUAAUUUGUAAGUUUUUGUCCCUUUAACUUCCCAUUCCAUGAAAUAUCUGUACUCACAAGGAGAAGAGUGGCUGAAGACUGAGCUAGGGUGGGAUUAAAGCAUAAGCAUACGUCCCUGCUGAAUAUGUAAGGUGGAGGAAGUAAUUAUACUAAAAGAAAUGUCAAGAUAUUUGGCAGAAAUAUCAUUGGGGGGCACAAGACCCCAAUUCACUACACCAAAACAGGUCUGUGAGCAACACUACCAUCUAAAUCAUUCACAAAAUUUAAUUCUUUCACCAAACAUAUUCUCUGAUAAAUCCUGAUUGUUCUGGCCUCUCAAAUUUUAAUUCUUACAUAUUCGUUUUUUGAUGUACUUUACACAAAAUCGCAACGACUAUUGUCAACAUUUUCUUAAAAUUUUUUUCUCCUCUUGAAAGUACUCUUUUAAAAACGGCACUGGUGCGAUUAUUCACUGAAGGGCCGGAAUGUUUGAAAAUUUGUGAAGUGCAAAUUUGUUUGGAUAUCCUCCAACUACUUCAGUGGAUAAAGCCUUUUUCUAAAUGAGAUCUGUUCUUAAAAAUCAAAUCCUUCAAAUACAGGUAGUUUUCAGGCAAUUUCAUGUGAAAUAGUGGUAUUUAAACACCAAAUUUUCACUAAUAAAGUAAUAUCACUUAGUACAAUGUUAUAUAUUCAAUUUUUGUUCAAAACUUACUUUCAGACGAGGAAGUUUUCU
This is a messenger RNA of Gryllus bimaculatus (two-spotted cricket), 3623 nucleotides long. The record is from the annotation of a GenBank genome assembly. NCBI's taxonomy places the organism in Eukaryota, Metazoa, Arthropoda, Insecta, Orthoptera, Gryllidae.